Saccostrea cuccullata (small rock oyster) is the source of this 3197-nucleotide messenger RNA. Its product is annotated as atrial natriuretic peptide receptor 1-like. Gene Ontology annotation, cellular component: plasma membrane. Gene Ontology annotation, molecular function: protein kinase activity; peptide hormone binding; ATP binding. The annotation marks the transcript as partial. Gene Ontology annotation, biological process: cGMP biosynthetic process; receptor guanylyl cyclase signaling pathway; intracellular signal transduction. The transcript is spliced from 23 exons. The record is from RefSeq and is a predicted model, not a curated record. NCBI's taxonomy places the organism in Eukaryota, Metazoa, Mollusca, Bivalvia, Ostreida, Ostreidae.
ACAACCAGUUCUGUAACUGAUGUAAAAGUUGGAGUGUUGUUAAUGACAAGCGCGGCUGAACCAUUUGAUUUACGAAGAGUAGGGCCUGCUUUAGAUAUUGCGUUUGAACGUUCAAAAUCAAAGUAUGGAAUACGCUUUACUCCUACCUAUCAUAACUAUACUGGAUUCUGUCCCAAAGAAACCGUGAUCGGACACCUUUCGGAACUUCAUUACGUUUAUAAAGUGAACGCAGUGAUAGGACCAGCUUGUUCGGCUACUCUCGUAGCGGCCGGGAGACUAGCACAGUACCUUAAACUUCCGAUUGUCAGCGGUGUCGGGGAUUUAAUCAUUCGGGACGCAGCGGAUGCAGACAUGUAUACAACAUUCACAAGGUUGUCAUAUAAUUUGGGAAAGUUGUCAAAUUCUAUGGUGGAAAUUCUGAAAGAGUAUUCUUGGUCUCAUCUAGCCAUUCUGUAUGACCAGGAUUACGUGUUCUUUAACUUGGCCGGAAGUCAGUUGGCUAUUGACCUUAAGGGCAUAGAGAGCUUACCACGACCAGUUGACAUUCCCUUUUCAGCCACGAAACUCAAAGACCCCGGUUCUCUGCUUCUAGAAGCCAGUCAGUUCGCCAGAUUUUUUGUCAUCUUCUGCUCUGCGGACCUCCUCAGGAGUUUUCUGUACCGUGCCGAUCAGCUCGGGAUGACCAGUGGUGGAUAUGUGUUCCUGGCAAUGGAGUUAUUUCCGUCCGAUUGGCUGGGACAUUAUAUGCUCUUUUACAGAGGUGACUAUAUGGACACUGCUGUUACCAAGGCGUACCGGUCCCUUCUCCUUCUGACCAUUCAUCAGGCGGACAAUGUAGAAUACCUCAGAUUCGCUGAAGAUGUCAAGCUGAGGAGUAAACGGGACUACGGCUAUGAUUUCGGACAAGUAGAGGUUGUUAACUACUUCAUAACAGCAUUCUAUGAUGCUGCUAUUUAUUUGGCGGAGAGUUAUAAUAGAACAAUUCAAGAUGGCGGGUCUGUUAGUGACGGAUUGGCAGUGGCACAGAGAAUGUGGAACACCACUUACGAAGGAAUAACAGGGCCUGUAGCAAUUGAUGCGCUGGGCGACAGAAUAGCUGAUUUCGACAUUUUUCAUAUGCAGGAUACAGAAUCGAGAAAUUUUACGUUAAUAGGAACAUUUCGUGGGGCCACCCAGAAGUAUGUUAAGAAUCCUAUGGUAGAAAUCAACUGGCCAUACGGCAUUCCACCGGACGUGCCUCGUUGUGGUUUUCGCAAUGACAAAUGUAUCGUUCAGGCCCCACCUGACGUUAUUAAUCCUGUAUCGCUGUCAUUUGCUGUAUUUCUGGUUAUUUCUGCAAUUGUUGGAUACAUAAUAUUUAGAAAGAUUCGUCUAGAUGCAGAACUAGAAAAGAAAGUGUUUAUUGUUAAAUACGAUGAAUUACAGUUAAAGAAAGGGGACCUUCAGGGGUCGUUCUUAUCGAAGUCAAGACUCUCAAUCAUUACAGAGCACUCGUCACGGGGGAGUGAAGGAGGAGAUAUUCAGCAACUCUUUACUCAAGUCGGAAUGUGCAGAGGUAACCUGGUAGCCAUCCGGAAGCUGAAAUUAAAAACUGUGGAACAAAGUAAAGAUGUUUUACGGGAGUUUCGAGAGUUAUAUCAUCUACAACAUCCUAACAUAGCAAGGUUCAUUGGGGUUGUGAUUGAGCCUGGAAACAACAACAUUUUGAUGGAGUACUGCCCCAGAGGAAGUUUACAGGAUAUCAUAGAAAACGAUGACAUUGACUUAGAUUGGUCUUUCCGAUACUCCAUUAUAUGGGACAUCCUUAAAGGGUUGGAGUAUAUUCACUCGAGCCCGAUUCGUUACCAUGGGCGCCUAAGCGGGACUAACUGCGUCAUUGACAGCAGGUUUAUGUUGAAACUGACAGACUUCGGUCUGAAUUCUAUUUAUGAUAUGGAAAGACGCGAACAACUCCAGGAUAAGGCAUCAUUUAACAUGAAUAAGCUUCUGUGGACUGCGCCAGAGUUGCUGAGGCGACUCUUCAAUCAAACUAAAGAUAUCAACUACCAGAAGGCAGAUAUAUACAGCUUUGGCAUCACUCUUCAAGAAAUAGUAGUUCGGGGUGCUCCUUUUGAAGGCAGUGACCUGACAUCAUCAGAAAUUAUAGAGAAGGUGAUGGGUGCACCAGGUACUCUGGGACCUUUUAGGCCAAAUGUUUCCGAAAUGGACUGUAGUCCCGAAAUUAGGUCGUUACUGCAGCAAUGCUGGUCAGAAUCUCCUGAUGAUCGACCUAACUUAAACGAUAUUUUCUAUUCCCUGAAGAAAAUGAACGUAAAUCAAAAAGGAAACAUUAUGGAUAACCUAAUGAGAAGAAUGGAACAAUACGCCAAUAAUCUGGAGAGCAUCGUAACAGAAAGAACCAAGGCGUACAUCGAAGAAAAACGAAAAGCAGAGGAUCUUCUUUGUAGACUGUUACCCCCGUCAGUAGCCAAACAACUUGAGUCUGGAAACUGCGUUGAUCCAGAAACUUUUGAAAUGGUGACCAUUUACUUCAGUGAUAUUGUAGGGUUCACGACCCUGGCCUCGCGUAGUACACCAUUAGAGGUUGUGGCUAUGUUGAAUGGUUUAUACACAUGUUUUGACACGAUAAUCAACCAUUUUGACGUCUAUAAGGUAGAAACAAUAGGGGAUGCGUAUAUGGUUGUAUCAGGACUUCCGGUUAGAAAUGGACAAAGACAUGCUAUGGAAAUUGCCAAUAUGUCACUGAGCAUCCUGAAAGCUGUUCAAGAAUUCAAAAUCAAACAUAUACCAGAGGAAAAGUUAAUGAUUAGAAUUGGUAUAAAUUCUGGGCCUGUCGUGGCUGGGGUUGUCGGUAUUGCAAUGCCAAGGUAUUGUUUGUUUGGGGAUACCGUUAACACUGCCUCAAGAAUGGAGUCCACAUCUUUUGCUGGAAAAAUCCAAAUAUCUGAUUCCUCGAAACAGCUCUUGGAUCAGUUUGGAAUGUAUGAUGUGAAUUGUCGUGGAGAAAUUCCAAUAAAGGGUAAAGGAAUGAUGAUCACUUACUGGCUAGAGGGUGCCACUCUGGAUUCCAGUAAGAGCUGACAAUCACUGAAGGGCAUUGGCCCAUCCCCCUCUCGCGAGAUCUGCCGGAAACGAGUAUCCUGCGUGACGUCAUCAGCCGAGGUGCUUCGUGCAGUGAGAUACAACGAACUGGAUGU